Molecule: messenger RNA, 3967 nt
Organism: Equus quagga
Lineage: Eukaryota; Metazoa; Chordata; Mammalia; Perissodactyla; Equidae
Gene: DCST2
Product: DC-STAMP domain containing 2
Exons: 15
Coding region: 1-2208 (735 amino acids)
Cellular component (GO): membrane
Source: RefSeq, a predicted model, not a curated record
AUGGCCAAAAUCAUGAAGGAUGUUGUGCGCCCCUCGGGGGCUGAGGAGCCAAGCAUGGCGCGGGCUGUGGUCCGCAGCGUGGGGGGCUUCACCCUGGGCUUGUCCUUAGCCACGGCCUAUGGGCUCCUGGAGCUGCUGGUGGAAGGGCACAGCCCCUGGGGCUGCCUGGUGGGCACCUUCACUUUGGCUGCCUUCCUUAGCCUGGGCAUGGGAUUCUCCCGCCAGGUCCGAGUCACAGUCCUCCUGCUACUGCCCCAGGCCUUCUCCAAGCAGGGCCGGGCACUGCUGUUCGUGGUUGCCUUUGGGUUGGUGCUGCAAGGACCUUGUGCCAACACCCUGCGCAACUUCACCCGGGCCAGUGAGGCGGUGGCCUGUGGGGCAGAACUGGCCCUGAACCAGACGGCCGAAAUGCUGGAGCGGGCCAAGCAGCCCCUUGUCAGUGCCCUCAACAAGAUUAAAGCCAUUGCCCAGAAGGCCAAAGAGGUGGCUGACCGGGUCCGCAAGUUCUUUCGGUCAAUCAUGGAUGGCGUGAAGCACGUAGCCAGGGCCCUGCGGAAUGUGUGGUACUGGCUCCUGCACAUCGGCGACGUGUGCAACGCCGAGCUGGGAAACCCUUACUUGAAGUGUGCCCGGGUCUUUGAUGAUGCCAAAGACAACUGCAUGAAGGUCAUACCACAAGCCUACCACCUGUGUUACGUGCUCAUGCCCUUCAAGCUGGUGCUCUGUGGACUCGCCAGUGUGGUUCAAGUGUUCUGCGUCAUCCCCAAGUACAUCCAACCCUUCCUGCGCAAGACCAUUGGCACCCCUGUGAUGAAGUUGAUUAACCGGGUGCGUCAAGAGUUUGAGUUCAAUGUGACAGCCACUCACCACUUCUCUGUGGACCUCAAUGCCUCUCGGAGCCUGUCCCAGGUAGCUCUGGACCUCCACGAGGCUGUCAGCAUGAAGCUGUACCGUGUCCGUGAGGCCCUGGCUCUGAUGGGCUACACCACACCUCUGCUGCUCACUCUGCUCUACCUCCAAGCCCUGUUUUACCGGUACUGUUACCUGAACUGGGACCAUUACGACAACAUCUACAUCACCAGCCGCUUCAUGCACAUGGAAGCCGUCCGCUCCAUGGCGGGAUUGCCCACAGUGCUGCCGCUUAGUGCCCACGAGGCCAGACACUACAUCCAGCCGGGCUCCAUCUUCCUGUCCCGGUGGGAGCAAAUUUUUUACAUCAUGGCAACCUUCAACCUUAUUCGGCACCUCCUCCUGGUGCUGCUCCUGGUCUUCCUGGACUAUGCUGUUUUCUGGGUGCUCGACCUAGCCCGGCACCAGCUGCAGGGCGAGAUCGUGGCCCGCAGCCCUGUGUUAGUAUCCAUAACCGUGGAAGGCACCGGCUAUACUGGGAAGAUUUACCGUGACCUGGUGUCGGCAUUUGAUGUCCUGCAGCAAGGCAACAUCAGUAUCUUGUCCCGGCGCUGCCUCCUGCAUCCCUCGGAGCCUGACCCCGCUGGUUACAUACUCAUCGGCACCAUGUAUGGCCUAUGCUUCUUUGUCACUCUGUUUGGCAACUAUGUCAGUCGGCUGCGGCGGGUCAUCUGUGCCUCCUACUACCCAUUGCGGGAGCAGGAGAGGAUCACCUACCUCUACAAUGUACUUCUGAGCCGCCGAACCAACCUGUUGGCUGCCCUGCAUCGAACCGUGAGGCGGCGGGCAGCUGACCAGGGCCACAUGAGUGUCCUCCAGGGGCUGGCCAUGAGGUGCUCCUGCCUGGCUCCAUUUAUCAGCCACUUUUGGAAGCCCCAGGCCUACUGCCUGGGCUGCGGGCAGCCCCAGGACGAGGGGGACAUGGAGAACUUUGUGUCCUGCAGUACCCCCGGCUGCCAAGCUCUCUUCUGCACCACCUGCUUCCGCCUCCUGGACAACACCUGCUCUGUGUGUGCAUCUCCUCUCUCCUACCAGGGGAAACUGGACCUGGAGCUGGACUCCAGUGACGAGGAGGGCCCCCAGCUAUGGCUGGCUGCAAUUCGAAAAAAGGACCCUGAGCAAGAGUGGUUACUGCGGCAACGGCUCCAAGAAGAGCUGAACAGGACCGUCUCAUCAGAGUCCAGCUCCGAGUCCAGUGACCGGGAUGAGGAAAAGGGGCCUCAGAAGAGGACCCACAGGCAGCAGCCCCUCCCUGAGGCCAAGUCUGUCAGCAUUCCCAUGCCUGCUCAGCCCCACUGACCACCUCAGAAGUCCUCUGCCCCCAAAGCAGCCCCUCCCCAGCUUCAGAAGUCCCAGUCCCUCUGUCUCUCAUCUCCCUUUCCUCCUGAUCUCUCCCACCUACCCCCAAAAUAAAGGAAUCAAAGGUGGACACAAGUGUGAAUCUUAAAUUAUUAUUAUUUCUUCCUGUCGCUUACACCCGAGGUGGGGGGCAGGGGAAGGGGAGGGGAAAAGGAGAGGGGGGAUUGCCUCCCCCCCUAAGGCACUGAGUGGAGAAGCCGCAAGGGGGGAUGGGGGAGGCCACAUUGUCCUCACUCCCCGGGGCUAGGCCCCAGGUCUCCCCAGCCCUGGGCUCCCCCAUCACCUGAAAUGCUAAGAUGAGGCCCUGGGCCACCCGACCUCCCCCACCCCAAUAUAUUACAUCAUCACUUUUUAAAUAGAUACAGGGACUGGUCCCACUACCCCCUCCCUGUGACCCCCCCCACUAUUGGGGGUACCUGGGCAGCUGUGCAAAUGGGCGUGGGGGGGUGCAUGGGAGGGAGGGAGAGCACCGGGCCCCUGAACCUGCCCCUUUUAAGGAGGGGGAGGGGCCGCCAGGCCAGGGAGGGGAUAUAGUGCAAGGCAGAGCCCAGGCCGCAAUGGGGGUCCAGCACCCAGCGAGGAAAGGGGGGGAGAGACCCCCACCCCCAGCAGAAUUGGGUAGUUAAAAAUCUGAAACUAGAUUUCAACAAGACCAACAGAAGAGGCUAUGUACAGAACAGGGGUAGAUUCAGUCCUAAGGGAAGAGUGAGGGGAUUAUUCUCCCUGACCCAACAGGAAGCGCGGCUGGCAAGGGUCUGGGAAAAGGACCCCUUUCCCUCAGGUCCGCAGCCCACUCUCCCAGCGGCCAAGCAAGACGUUAUUUGCCCACUGCCUUGGGAAGGGGCGCCGCUCGCUCACCAGCUGGGCGGUUGAGGCGAGUGAAGCCGGCUCGCUGGAGGUGGCCGCCGGGGGCGCUCGCCCGCGCAGGGCAUGGCCGCCAGAUGGCGCCGGCUCGCCCGUUCUCCGCAAGGCUCCCCCAACCCCUCACCCGGUCCCACACCCUGCGCCGCGCCAGCCCGGGGGCGGCGUGAGUCAGGGGCGGCAGCGGUGGCGGCGGCUCCGGCUCGCACCUGGGCGGGGAGGAGGUGGGGAGGAGAAGAGGGUAGGACGCUGCCCGGCCCGCCCUGCCCUCUGGCCCCGGGGAGGGAGCGGCGGGAACAAGACAUUCCCUGCCCGCGGACGCGGGAGGGGAGGGCCGGGGAGGAGAACCGAGCGGAGCGGCUCCCCUCGCUGGGCGGGGCCCCUCCCGCUGCCCCCAGGGGCGGGCGAGCCAAUCAGGCCACCCCGCCCCCUUCUUCUCCAGGACCCCAUGACUCAGCGCCGGGAGCAGGGCGGAGGGGGACUAGGAUGGCUCCUUCCUUACAGGCCCAGUCCCCCAGUCUUUCAAGCUUCUACCUUGCUUUCCCCCACCUACCCUUCCUUUGCCGCCCCCUUUGCAUAAUUCACUGCCAGGAAAAGGGAACAGAAACCAGGAAGGAGGGGUCUCGGAAGGGAGGGGCAGUCCUUCUCCCCUCUACACAGCCAAAACCCCAAGGGGCGUGGGGGCGGGGCAAGGCUUUGGUCCCAAGCCCCCCACCCCCUAGAAACCCGCAUAGCCGAAGAGGGAUCCCGCAAAUCAGAAAUACAUUAUUGCUUCUACUCCCCAGGAGCAGCUGGAGACAGGGACCCCACCUUUACAAUAGAGCUGUAAAUAUAUACA